UAGGGCCAACAGCUCUUCGUCGUUUCAACGCAGUUGGUGCUGCCUCAAGAGAAUCUAGGGGUAGAGAGAGCAGAAGAUUGCUUCCAACUUCUGUACCAGCCGACCUAAGCCCAUGUAGUCCUAGGUGCAUGAUUGGCAAAUUAUGGCACUUGUCGAAGAAGGUCAGACAUGAUUUUUGUUCCUGCCCCCACCCUUUGCAGCACAUAGCGUCCUUAGGUACCGCCUUUUAACAGUGGUCUACGAUCACCCACUCCCUCCCUCGGAGAAAGAAGGCUAGACAUACUUCCGAUGAAAAGCGUUUGGGCUGCUAGCGUUCCAUCCCUGUUUCUUCUUGCCUUCUCUCUCUUUCUCGAGGCUUCACUUCGGAAAAGGAGGGAAGAUAAAAAUGCAUGAGAUUCCAAAAUGUGAAAGCUGACGCAGAAUGCAUGUUGGGAACAGGAGGAGAAUUUCAUAUUUGCAUGGUUGUCUUAAGAUCGCGACUGGAGAGCCGUGUAAUAUUAUAGUUUACGGGAUCUUAACCGAUAAUUCCUGGAAGCCAGCCAUGCCGGGUGGUCACACGACCGCCAUGGGUUACUGGUUCAACUGGAGGGUCUUGCUCUGUGCGAUCUGGGUCUUGGCAUCUUCGUGUUUUGCAUUGAUGCUUGUGAGGAAGUCUGAAGCUUUUUGCAGUCGAAGUAGUGGCAACGGCGGCCGAGAAACCAUGCGAGAGGCUGCGGGUGUUUUGUAUAUUGAUGAGACCUGGACUCCAUGUCUCAAAGGAGUCCACCCUGCUUGGCUUCUGGCUUUCAGAGUCACUGCCUUCUUCUUGCUCUUAGGAAUGUUAUGUCUGACGGCUUUCAUGGAUGGCGCAAGCAUAUACUACUAUUACACUCAGUGGACUUCUACGUUAGUCACCGUCUAUUUCGGGCUUGGUUCGUUGCUCUCUGCAUAUGGAUGUUACAGGUAUGGCGACAAAUUAAGUGAAUUUGACAACGCGGAGAUAGAUUCAGAGAAAGCAAAUUUUGCGGCCCCAAGACUGAGGGAUUCUUCUGGCAUGGCUAACACCAACAAAAGCUCUGCUCCACCUAGUGAAGCUGUUCGCGAAACUGCAGGCAUUUUUGGCUAUUCCUUUCAAAUAAUUUUCCAGAUGAAUGCCGGGGCAGUUGUGCUUACAGAUAGCAUCUUCUGGUUCAUAAUUGUUCCGUUUCUUGCCGUAAACAACUAUAGACUGAGAUUUUUGGACAUAAACAUGCAUACCAUCAACGUUGUUUUACUUCUUGGAGAUACAGCUUUGAAUUGCUUACGGUUUCCUCUCUUUCGGAUCGCGUACUUCUUCUUGUGGACGACCAUUUACGUAAUUUUCCAGUGGGUUGUCCAUGCUUGCUUCACCAUCUGGUGGCCGUAUCCAUUUCUUGACUUGUCAUCUCCAUAUGCUCCUCUAUGGUACUUCUCCGUGGCACUAAUGCACUUCCCAUGCUAUGGCGUUUUCGCUUUGGUGGUGAAGCUGAAACACAGCCUGUUGAAAAGAUGGUUCCCUCAGUCGUAUCAAUGUUCGAGGUGACAUGGAUGAAUCGUUGUACGCGAGGCAAACCUAUUUCAGUCUAUCCAGAGUUUAGUGGCGCGGGAGACUACAGCGACAAUUUCUUUCGAGAUGGUACAUAGGUGAUAGCAGAAUUACUCAGUACAUGCAGUUUUGGCAGUAGAAAAUAAGCAGGAAAAAUUUGUUCAACAUAGCUUUCUUUAUCCCGAGAACAUGUCACAGCCACAGGUCUAGAAUUUGCAGGUGUCUGAAAGAAUUCAAAAGAAAGAAUUGUUUUUUUCUUUCUCCUCCUGUGCAUACACUCAUCUCUUGUUUUCGUGCAAUGUUCAUCCUGUCUCUACUUCAUUGUAACAGGCACGAGCAUAUAAGGUAAAUAACAUGUGCCGGACACCAUUUUAAUUCCUA
Syzygium oleosum is the source of this 1924-nucleotide messenger RNA. RefSeq lists its product as uncharacterized. The record is from RefSeq and is a predicted model, not a curated record. Bases 422 to 1540 code for a protein of 372 amino acids. Gene Ontology annotation, cellular component: membrane. Lineage: Eukaryota; Viridiplantae; Streptophyta; Magnoliopsida; Myrtales; Myrtaceae. The transcript has 9 exons.